Messenger RNA from Sturnus vulgaris (Common starling), 8421 nucleotides. It is a transcript of the gene SETD2, whose product is annotated as SET domain containing 2, histone lysine methyltransferase. The record is from RefSeq and is a predicted model, not a curated record. Gene Ontology annotation, cellular component: chromosome; nucleus. Gene Ontology annotation, molecular function: protein binding; histone H3K36 methyltransferase activity. Gene Ontology annotation, biological process: regulation of DNA-templated transcription. Lineage: Eukaryota; Metazoa; Chordata; Aves; Passeriformes; Sturnidae.
GGGCCCCGCCGGACCAUGUGAGGAGCCCCGACGGGGCGAGCGGGGCCUCCCCGGCCAGGGGGCACUUGCGGAGCCCCGCGCCCGCCCACCCACCAUGGGGGAUUUCUACGACCCGGAGCACCCCACGCCGGAAGAAGAAGAAAAUGAGGGCAAACCUGAAACGGUGCCGAGAGCUGGUUUUAUCAAAGGCCCUGUGUUCAAAGGCGUCGCCUCGAGCCGCUUUUUGCCCAAAGGCACCAAAACCAAGGUUAACCUUGAGGAGCAAGGAAGACAAAAAGUGUCUUUCAGCUUUAGUUUAACCAAGAAAACUUUACCCAAUCGAUUCCUGACUGCUCUGGGAAACGAGAAACAAAAUGAAACUCCCACCCCUCCAGCGGUUCCCCUUCCCACUGAUUUUAACCCCAAAAAUAAACUGGACCUGGGGGAUGCCUCCAGUUCAGCCGAGGAAUCUUCGCCUCCAAAACCGAAGGUAGAAUUGGGGAAGAUUCAUUUUAAAAAACAUUUACUGAACGUCACGGCAAAGCCACCCCCGGCUCCGGCGGCACCGGUAACGGAACCGGUGGCCUUGGCCGUGGAUCUCCCCCCAACGCCGCCGCCUCCCCCGCCCCCUCCGCCACCGCCGGCGUCACCGCUGCCGGUUCCUGGAGCCGCGGCCCCACCGCCACCGCCGGUGACGGCGAUGCCGGCACUGCUGCUGUCGCCGCCCGGCGAAGCCGAAGCCCCCGUGCCGAGGGAGCCGAGCCACGCGCUGCCCAGGGAGGCCUUGGAGCCCGACGCCAAGCAGGAUCCGGCGUCGCGCGGCUCGGAGGAACGCGUGGCUCAAACCGCGCCCGAGCAGACGGAGAUAACCUCGCCGAAGGAAGAUUCCCAUAUUGGGAAGGAGGAUGAAGUUUCUGACAGCUCCAAAGGUGCUCCAGUGUGCUCCCGGAGGCAGGGGGCCAAGAGGAAGUUCUCGCAGUCGGACGGCGCGCUGCAGGGCUCCGAGUCCGACGAGGAUUCCGUGAGGACGUCCUCCAGCCAGCGGUCACACGAGCAGAAGAUUUCCAGCACGGAAAAGGAGAGAGAUCCCAGACGGAGCUCCACGUCCCUCCGGGGUGAUGACCUGGGCAAGUCCUCGUCGCGCUCCAGGUCGGACAGGGAUGAGAAGUACUCGAGCUAUUCCAAAUCAGAGAGAGACUCGCGGUACUCGUCCUCCCGCUCCCGCUCGGACAGAGAGAGGAGGAGAAGCCGAUCUCAUUCCCGUUCCCGCUCCGAUCGCAGCUCCCGAACCAGCUCGUCCUACUCGAGGUCGGAGCGCUCGCAUUACUACGACUCCGACCGCCGGUACCACCGGAGCUCCCCGUACCGGGAGCGGUCGCGAUAUUCCCGGUCGUACGCGGACAGCCGGGCGCGGGAGAGCUCGGACUCGGAGGAUGAGUACAGGAGGACACAUUCCAGGUCCAGCGACUCCAGGCGUACGUCCUCCCAUUCCUCCUCCUCCUACAGAGACUCGAGAUCCUCUUACUCCAAGUCGGACAGGGACAGCAAAGUGGAAUCGUCUCACGCCGACGUGGACAGGAGAGGGAGGUCGUCCUCAAAAGCGGAUCGAGAUUCCAAAAGGACUUCCGAAAGUGAAGUAUCCAAAAGGUGCUCUCCCCUCGAUGAACUGGGCUAUCGGAAGGGGUCGUCCCAUUCCAAGCCCGACAGUAAUGUGAAUUCCUCCCGCUAUAAAUCCACCCCUUCCAAGGCCCCCGCACCAAAGCCUGAUAAAUUUAAGAGUUCUUUCUGUUGUACAGAAUCGAUCGAAGAAAUCAAGUCCAAGUCUAAUUCUCUAGAUUUAGAGACCUCUUGUGUAAAGAACAAUGAGAUCAGGGUGCCCAGUGUGAAAAAGUUGGAAAGGGAAAAAACACUUUCUCCAUUAAAUCAGUUCAGCGAUUCUCCCGCUUUGCCAAAGGCCGACGAGUCCAAGGCGGGUUUGGCGAACUCAAAAUCCGAGGAACUUGCAGCAAACGAAGGCCACGACAGUGUUAAGGAGCAAGAAACGUUCUUAAAGGAAAAGCACGAUUCCUUAAGAACGUGUUUCCCUAUGGAAUCCAGCAUGAACGGCUCCCCGGAGGCUCAGGAUGAGGGUCUGGCAACUUCCAGUGCCUCCAGAGUAGAGGAUGUCGCUGCACCCUCUGACAGUGGCCCGGGUCGGUCGGAAGCGUCACCUGCCAUCAAGACAAGCCCGUCAUAUCCAUUGCCAUCCAAUGGGUUUGAGAGCAUGGAUGUGUCCCAAGAGCAAGAGCCGGAUGAGUCCCGGGUCCAGUCCAGCGAGUGCAACAGCCUGUUCCAGGAAUCGGAAGCUCCGGAGCCGCAGCAGCCGGAGGAAGCUGCCCCUCUCCCUGUUGUGAAUGUAGAUCCCACUAAACCUGUCCUUAAGAAGUUGGAUGAGGAGGUGACUCCGUGUGACAAAACCAAAGAACCUGUUUUUUGCUACAUUUCCGAUGAUGCCACCCCUGGUUUGUACCACUCGGAAGUGGAAAUCGAAGCGGAACCUGCGGAUUUGAAAGUGACAUCCGAGACUUUCCUGGACGUGCAGGUGGAGCCGCAGACGGUGACGUGUGAUUAUGAGAGCGUGGAGGAUUCCCAUUCCAAGUCUGCUGGGGAGGAUGAGCACGGCCAUCCUUCCCAUAGAAUCAGCCUGGCAGUGGAAAGCUUGAGCAGGGAUUCCUCCCAGGAUGGCUGUUCCCAGAAGCUCCAGUCGGAUCAUCCUGUGCUGGAGGAAAGCGUCUCUUCCAAAUGGGACGUGCCCCCACCAGGUGUGUGCCAGGAGCUGCUCCAGCAUUCAGAAGCCGAAGAGAUGCUGGAGUUGGAUGCUCAGCACGUAGAUCUUGGCUCAGCAAAAGGCAAGUCAUCGUUCCAGAAUGAACAUUCCUACUAUUCGGAAGUGCCGCUGGAGCACCGCAGCAGAGAGGUCGUGGAAGAAAGUGCAGUUUCCACCGAGGGAGCUGAGCUGGAUGAGCCGAGGGUUCAGUGUCCUGGUGUAUCGGCUGAGAAGGAUGAGGGAAACGAGCCCUUGGUGGCCUCAGCUUUUCCAGACGCUUUGUAUCCCUCCUCCGAUGUCAUUGUCACUGCAGAGGACACGGAGAUGGUGACCCAAGCCCCGACGUGCGACAGCAGCGGCAACACCUUGGAAUUCAUUCCCGCCGGCCACGAUGAUUAUUCCGACACGGGGGACAGCGACAGCGAGGGGGGCAGCGAGGACAGUGACACGGAGGACUCGGAUUCCGAUGAUGGGACGCCACGGAAGAGGCUCCAGUCGGUUGUGGUGGUUCCCAAGAACUCCACCAUAGCCAUGGAGGAGAGCAGCCCGGGCUCCUCCCGGAGCAACCGGCGCUUCUCCGACCACUGGGAUGAUGAGCGGCCCGAGCCCAGCAGGCCCUACUAUGAGGAGAGGUCAGAAAGCACGGGGAGUAAAGGUGGUCCCCAGGUAGAGAGCAGGUGUUCUCCCAGAGGGAUGGAGAAGAGUCUGGCAACCUCCACGGAGCUGAGCAGGAAGGAGCCGGAGGAGCUGCGGGCGGAUCCGUGCCAGGCGCAGAGCGACGGCGUGGACAGCACGAGCCAGGCGGACCUGACGGCCGAUUGCCACGGCAAAUCCGGCACGGAGGAGAGGAUGGUGCUGCCCGACGUGGUGGCCAUGGGAAGGCCCAUGGGGCGGCCAGAGGAGCAGCCCUUCUGUGUCACGGAGAGUCUGGAAAGCACCGACGCAUCCCGACACCAGAUGGGCUCCUCCAAGCCUGACAGUCGGCAAGGGCAGGGCGGGCUGAACCAGUCCGGCCUCGGAGACUACUCCAGGCUGGAUGGUUUCCGUGCCCCGGAGGAGGUGGGUGCCGUGGGCUGGGAUUUCUCCCAGACAGAGAAGCCCAGCAGCACCUACCAGCAGCCGGACAGCAGUUUUGGGGUGUACUCAGGCUACGUUUACCAGCCAGGCUCGGGAGCCUAUCCCAGCUCCCAGAGCUACUGGCAAGGCAAUGGUUACUGGGAUGCGAGGGCAGGCAGCAGAGCCUCCGUGGUGAACUAUGAACGCAUCCAGGGCCAGGUGCCGGAUUCCCUCACGGAAGACCACGAGGAGUAUGAAGAGGAUGAGCAUUGGGAUGAAGAGUGCAAGCCUCGCUUUCCCAGCCCCUCUGGAAAAUCCCAGAUGCCCGGGCAGAAGGAACAGGGCUCGGUGCAGGCACAUGAAAUCAGCAGCAAUUCCACCAAGGAGCCGGUGCUGGGUGGGGAGAAGAAGGAGGAGGUGAAAACGUCGGAAAAAAACGACGUGAAAGAACGAGGCCCACCAAAAAAAAGGCGGCCGGAGUUAGAGAGCGACUCGGAGAGCGAUGGGGACUCCGGGGAGAAGAGGAAGGGGAAGCUGGAGGGGGAGCAGGUGGAGCCAGCACCACAGGAUUCCUCCAUGGUGGGCAGGUUGUGCAUCAUGGAUGACUUCAGGGACCCCCAGCGCUGGAAGGAGUUUGCCAAGCAGGGGAAGAUGCCCUGUUACUUCGACCUCAUCGAGGAGAACGUCUACUUGACAGAGAGGAAGAAGAACAAAUCCCACCGGGAUAUCAAGCGGAUGCUGUGUGAGUGCCCCCCUCUGUCCAAGGAGGAGCGGGCACAGGGGGAGGUGGCCUGUGGAGAGGAUUGCCUCAAUCGCCUGCUCAUGAUCGAGUGCUCUUCCCGGUGUCCAAAUGGUGAUUACUGCUCCAACCGGCGCUUCCAGAAGAAGCAGCACGCCGAUGUGGAGGUGAUCCUGACUGAGAAGAAGGGCUGGGGGCUCAGAGCUGCCAAGGACCUGCCAUCCAACACUUUUGUCUUGGAAUACUGUGGAGAAGUGCUGGAUCACAAGGAAUUCAAGGCUCGGGUGAAGGAAUAUGCCCGGAACAAGAACAUCCAUUAUUAUUUCAUGGCCCUGAAGAAUGAUGAGAUCAUUGAUGCCACCCAGAAAGGAAACUGCUCCCGCUUCAUGAACCACAGCUGUGAGCCAAACUGUGAGACCCAAAAGUGGACUGUGAAUGGGCAGCUGAGGGUUGGGUUUUUCACCACCAAGCUGGUGCCAUCAGGCUCGGAGCUGACGUUCGAUUACCAAUUCCAGCGAUACGGCAAAGAGGCCCAGAAAUGUUUCUGUGGCUCCUCCAACUGCCGGGGGUACCUGGGAGGGGAGAACAGGGUCAGCAUCCGCGCCGCCGGGGGGAAGAUGAAGAAGGAACGCUCACGGAAAAAGGACUCGGUGGAUGGGGAGCUGGAGGCGCUGCUGGAGAACGGUGAGGGCCUCUCUGAUAAAAACCAGGUGCUGAGCUUGUCCCGCCUCAUGGUCCGCAUCGAAACCCUGGAGCAGAAACUCACCUGCCUCAAACUCAUCCAGAACACGCACUCGCAGUCCUGCCUGAAGUCCUUCCUGGAGUGUCAUGGCUUGUCCCUGCUCUGGAUCUGGAUGACAGAGCUGGGUGAUGGCAGAGGAAGCACUGCCAACAACCUGAAGCUGCAGCUGGAGAUCAUGAAGACCCUGGAGCUGCUGCCCAUCCCUACCAAGAACAUGCUGGAGGAGAGCAAGGUGCUGCCCAUCAUCCAGCGCUGGGCUCAGACCAAGACGGCCGUGCCGCAGCUCAGCGAGGGCGACGGAUACUCCAGCGAGAACACGUCCCGGGCCCACACCCCCCUCAACACCCCCGAGCUCCUGGCCAAGCAGGGCGUGGAGGGUGACACUGACACCCCCAAGAAGUUGGUGUUCCGCAGGCUGAAGAUCAUCAGUGAGAACAGCAUGGACAGCGCCAUCUCGGACACCACCAGCGAGCUGGAAGGGAAGGAGGGCAAGGAGGACCUGGACCAGCUGGAGGCAGCUCCGAUGGAGGUGGCAGAGGAGCAGCAGCAGCAGCAGCAGCAGCAGCAGCAGCAGCAGGACAUCAAAACUGCCGUGGAGGCACCGGUGGAGAGCAGCAAACCCCAGCCUGCAGAGCUGGAGGCCGAGCCCGAGGCAGAGGUCAAGGAGAGCAAUGGAGCGAAGCUGGAGGAGCCCAUGGCCAUGGAAACGCCGUCACAGGAUGAAGAGGAAGGAGUUUCUGAUGUGGAGAGCGAGAGGAGCCAGGAGCAGACGGAUAAAAUCGUGGAUGUCAGUGACUUGGCCACCAGGCUGCUCGACAGCUGGAAGGAGCUCAAGGAGGUUUAUCGCAUCCCCAAGAAGAGCCAAGCAGAAAAGGAAAGCAGUGCUGAUCGUGGGAGAGAGACAGCUGGGCUCCGGGAUCAGACCCCCACUCCCAAGAAUCCCAUCCUGAGCCGAGAGCGGGAUCCAGAGAGGCAGAGCCAGAGCAAGGAGAGGAAGAGAAGGAGAGAUUCCCUGUCCCCUCCCUCCUCAGCCUACGAGAGGGGCACAAAGAGGCCAGAGGACAGGUACGACACCCCAGCAUCUUCCAAGAAGAAAGUCCGGCCCAAGGACCGCAACAAGCUGUCCACGGAGGAGCGCCGGAAGCUCUUCGAGCAGGAGGUGGCCCAAAGGGAAGCCCAGAAACAGCAACAGCAGCUCCAAAACCUGGGAAUGACAUCCCCACUUCCCUACGACUCCAUGGGCUACGGAACAUCCCACCACAGCUUCAUUGGCUACCCACCAGGGUACCCCAUGCAGGCCUACGUGGAUCCCAGCAACCCCAACGCCGGCAAGGUGCUGCUGCCCACGCCCACCAUGGACUCCAUGUGCUCUCCAGCGGGAUAUGAGCAUUCCCAGACUUUGGUGGGGCACACGGUGGAGCCAACCCUGAGCACCCCACAGCCAGUGCCCGUGGUGCAGCACGUGGCCACCACCAUGGAGGUGGCCACGCCGCAGUACGUGGCGCAGAGCGACGCCGUGGUGCACCAGGAGGCCAACGUGGCCACUGUGCUGCCGGUGGCCACGGCCGGGGCGGUGCAGAGCCAGAGUUAUGGGGUGUGGGAUUCCAGCCAGCAGCCCGUGGCUGUCCAGCAGCCCUAUUCCCCAGCCCAGUCCCAACCUGCCAUCUACUACCAGGGCCAGACCUGCCAGACCGUCUAUGGAGUGACCUCGCCCUACUCGCAGACCACCCCGCCCAUCGUCCAGAGCUAUGCCCAGCCAGGUCUCCAGUACAUCCAGGGCCAGCAGAUCUACACAGCUCAUCCUCAAGGAGUCAUCGUGCAGCCCCCCACGGCCGUCACCACCAUCGUGGCAGCUGGGCAGCCCCAGCCCAUCCAGCAGCCAGAGCUGGUGGUCACCAACAACCUCCUGGAUCUGCCUCCGCCUUCUCCUCCCAAACCCAAAACCAUCGUCCUCCCUCCCAACUGGAAAACGGCCCGGGAUCCUGAGGGGAAGAUCUACUACUACCACGUCGUCACCAGACAAACCCAGUGGGAUCCUCCAACCUGGGACAGCCCUGGGGACGACGCCAGCCUGGAGCACGAGGCUGAGAUGGACCUGGGGACCCCCACGUACGACGAGAACCCCAUGAAGUCUUCCAAGAAGCCCAAGACGGCGGAAGCCGACACGUCCAGUGAGCUGGCCAAGAAGAGCAAGGAGGUGUUCAGGAAAGAGAUGUCCCAGUUCAUCGUGCAGUGCCUGAAUCCCUACCGGAAACCCGACUGCAAAGUGGGCAGGAUCACCACCACUGAGGACUUCAAACACCUGGCACGCAAGCUGACCCACGGAGUGAUGAACAAGGAGCUCAAAUACUGCAAGAACCCCGAGGACCUGGAGUGCAACGAGAACGUCAAACACAAAACCAAGGAAUACAUCAAGAAGUACAUGCAGAAAUUCGGGAUCCUCUACAAGCCCAAAGAGGACACGGAGCUGGAAUAGCCCCUGGAAUAACCCCCCGGCCCUCGGGAGCCCCGAUUCCCACCGGGAUUCGCCCUCCCGAGCCACCGACCUGUGAAUUUAUUAUUAUUAUUAUUAAUUAUUAUUAUUAUUAUGACGAUGAUGGAUUUUUUGGGGUUUUUUUUUUUAAGGAAAACAAACUUGGUUCCCGUCGCUGAGGAUGAGCCAGGCUUUCCUAAGCCUGCUUUUCCUGAUCCAGGCUUUCCCAAGCCUGGCUCUCCUGGCGCUGCUCCCAAGCUCUGUAUUAUAUUUUAACGUAUAUGUGAAUAUAUUGAUAAUAAUUUGCUUUUUUUUUUCCCGUUGCUUUCAGCCCCAAACGUGCCAAUCCCACGGGAACGUUUGGCAGGAGACUUUGGGGGUUAUUCCCGGAUUUUAAUUUUUUUUUUGUUUGUUUGUUUUUUUUUCCUUGGUUUUUCCUUUUGGUUCUGCGAGGUUUCCUCCGUUUCCCUGUAAAUACUGCGGAUUUCUGGCCAUGUUGAUAAGAUUGAUUUUACUGCUUCGAGCAUUUUACUUUAUCCAAUUUUUACGGAACUUUUUAUGUAAAAAAAAAAGAGCAAAAAAAGAGAAAUAAAAAAUCAAAAGAAAAAAAAAACAACAACAAAACA